UCAUUUGGGUCUGAGAACGAGCAGUUCAGGAUCUGAGGCGUGUUUGAACAUCCAGGAGCUGAGGAAGAUAUCAGAUCUGCUGCUCUGAGCAAUUCGUAGGACCAGUUAUUACUCACCAAAUCCUUGCGGCGGAGGAAAAAAAAUCAAGGAGCACGAUGAGUUCCAUCUUCAAUGCAGAUUUUGGUAGUCUCAGCACUCAGCAGGUAGUCAUUGCAGCAGUGACAGCGAUAUUUGGAAUUUGGGUUUUGAUAAAUGUCAUGCAAAAGAAGAAAAGACUCCCGCCCGGACCUCGAGGAUUGCCCGUGAUCGGACACCUUCACAUGCUUGCCGGCUCUUCUCACCAGAAUAUGAUGGACUUGGCAAAGAAGUAUGGGCAUAUUUUAUACCUGAAAUUGGGCUCCCACCCAGCCAUCUUCAUUUCGUCCGUUGAGCUGGCGAAGGAUGUUCUGAAAGACCAGGACCAGCAUUUCGCCUCUCGUCGUCUCUUCAUUACCGGCAAGAUUCUAGCCUACGACAACCAAUCAACGUCGCUGGCGCAAUAUGGAGAGAAAUGGCGCUUCAUGCGUAAAAUCAUCUCCCAGGAACUCGUUUCUGCAAAGCGCAUCGAGCAAGCUCAGCACAUCAGAGUCGAGGAAGUGGCUAAUACACUCGAGGAGAUUCUGAACGAGGGUCAGGAUGGGAAACUUGUAAAUUUCGACAUGAAGCUUGCACAGUUGGUUUUGAAUCAAACCACUAGAUUCAACUUCAGCAGGUCAUAUUAUGGGAAAAAGCGUGACACAGUCGAAGAUAACGCCGAAGAGUUUCAAGGUAUCGUGAAGUUAUUGGGUGGCACGCCGUUCUUCCUGGUAGGAGAGUUCUUCCCCUUCUUGUUGGCGUUCGAUAUCGGUGGUGUCGAAAAGAAAAUGAGAGCACAGGGGGCAAAGGCUGAUGAAUUCUACACCAAAAUUGUCGAAGGCCAUCGACGUGAUGAAGCCAAAAACGCCGACAAGCCCAAGGAUUUCGUGGAUGUAAUGUUGGCUUAUCAAAAAGAUCCGAAGAACAACAUUAACGAUGGCCAAAUCAAAGCUGCUAUUCAGGAUAUUAUCGUGGCGUCAUCAAGCACGAGCUCAGCUUCCAUGCUGUGGAUUUUGGCGGAGCUUCUUAAACAGCCAGCUGUCAUGCGGAAACUUCAGCAAGAACUAGACGACGUGGUCGGAAGGGACAGACUCGUCGAGGAGUCAGACAUCGCCAACCUGCCAUAUCUGAAAUGUAUUGUGAAGGAGGUGUUCCGACUGCACCCGGUGCUGCCUCUGCUCGUUCCCCAUUUCAACGAGGAGGAGAGGACUGUUGGCGGCUACGACAUUCCUGCCAAGACUCUCGUCUUUGUCAACGUGUAUGCGAUCGGCAGAGACCCUACAAUCUGGGAGGACCCCUUGCUCUUCAACCCUGACAGAUUCAUUGACAGCAAGAUGGACGUAAAAGGUCAAAACUUCGAGCUUUUGCCUUUUGGCUCGGGUCGAAGAAUGUGCGUGGGUUACAACUUGGGCCUGAUCACUGUGGAAUACGGCAUAGCUCAGCUCUGCCAUGCUCUAGAGAUUUCUCUUCCCGAGGGUAUGAGUCCCAAAGACAUACGCAUGACGGAAUCUCCUGGAACAUCAGUCACCAGAGAAGAUCCUCUUCACGUCCGUGUUUCUCCCCGUCUACCCUCUCAUGUUUACGCAAAGGCAGGAAUAGAGCUCUCUUAAGCUCUAGCUCGACAGCACAGUCUUGAUUGACAGUUUCACAUUUCUAGAUAGGCCAACAAGUAUUCUCGAGCUUGGGCUUGCGGGGCAAGAUUUUAAGGAAAUCUUAUAAGAGAGCACAAAAUAUUGUCGGGGGAAACAUGAAAUUCCGUAAAUCUUUCGGCAAUGUUUCAUACAUUUGAAGAUCUUCAAUUUUAUUUGGUUGGGAGUUCAGGGAGGUUAUCUCAUCAUUGCAAUCUAGAGGAUUUUACCAAACAAUUCAAUAACUUAGCUGUAGGAUAGGUGAUGAGACACGGGAGUAUUUUUCUGUGCCAGUCGGCCAUUUCCCAUCAAAAUCUCAAUUCUGAAAGGUAAUAUGGAGAUAUUAGUUUCUAAAGUAUGGAUUAUUAAACCGUUGUGUAGCCCAACUUAGUGAAUAGACUAUUUGACACGAACUUUGUGUUUGAUUCUUCUACACGUCGUCUCGGUGUCAAUGGUUGCUCGAAACACAUAUUAUUGUCUACGUGGAGGUUGCUGCCCUCUGUAAUUCCGGUCACCAAUGUAGUCUUCCUCCGAUUCGUCGAAAGAAAAAAUCAAC
Messenger RNA from Marchantia polymorpha subsp. ruderalis, 2298 nucleotides. Lineage: Eukaryota; Viridiplantae; Streptophyta; Marchantiopsida; Marchantiales; Marchantiaceae. The record is from the annotation of a GenBank genome assembly.